Molecule: messenger RNA, 987 nt
Organism: Cordyceps militaris CM01
Lineage: Eukaryota; Fungi; Ascomycota; Sordariomycetes; Hypocreales; Cordycipitaceae
Exons: 2
Coding region: 1-987 (328 amino acids)
Biological process (GO): regulation of transcription by RNA polymerase II
Molecular function (GO): DNA-binding transcription activator activity, RNA polymerase II-specific
Source: RefSeq, a predicted model, not a curated record
AUGCAGUCUCAAAGCUGGAAGCCGGUCACCCCGCCGCAGAUUGCACUCCCCAAAGAGCCCGGUACAGCACCCGACGGACUGGCAGCACAGGACCGGGAGCUACUAGACCACUGGCACAGAGUCGCGUUCAAGGCCAUUUCCCAUCAAAGAGGCCUUGAAGGUCUGUGGCAAUACCAGGUGACGCAUCUAGCUGUUCAGCACCCGGUGAUCCUGAACCUAGCCCUGUCCAUCUCGUCCUUUGAACAGGCGCUCACGGCCCACCGUUCGCCGACCGACGUACAAGCGCAGCGACGGCGACGGGACCUUUGCGCGGCCCGAGGCUUCCGCUACUCCCGCAAAGCAGUGGGCUUGAUGCGAGGCACCGUGGCCGCGGCGAACCGACAAAACGCGCCGCUGUGCCAUCUCGCGUCGAUCCUGCUCAUGAUCAGCUCCUACGCCGAGGGCGGGCUCAAGGAGCUGAUUCGGAGCCAGGGCGAGCCCUCGUCCAUCCUCGACGACCUCGUUGUCAAUUGCAGACUCACGCGCGGCGUCAGGACGAUUGCGGAUACGUUGGACGUCGUGUGGCCGAACCGGGCGGAGCGCAUCCUCUUCGUCACCGAGGUCGACGCUCCAGACCACGGGCCGCUGGACCCGCUGCUGGCGCGUCUCGAAGCGCUUACGUUUUUGGAGGAGGAGGGGAAUGGAAAGGUGAGGCGCGUCUGCCAGGCUGCGCUCGAUCUGAUGACGUGGUUGGUUCGCAAGGCACAGACUUCGGAGUGGUGGCCGGCGCAUAGGGCUUCGCUGCAGUGGGCGGCGCUGGUCAGCGAGGACUUUUUGCGGCUUUUGGAGGCAAGGGAACCUGCGGCGCUGGUCUUGCUGUCAUAUGGAUGCUUCUUGGCAGAUGACGAUUCCGGCCACACGUUCAUCAUGACGGGUUGGAAAGAAGCUGUUUGCGCAGAGAUUCGCGACCGCGUCGGUCCGAAAUGGGCAUGGGCCGUCUCGAGCUAA